Molecule: messenger RNA, 810 nt
Organism: Vigna angularis (adzuki bean)
Lineage: Eukaryota; Viridiplantae; Streptophyta; Magnoliopsida; Fabales; Fabaceae
Product: protein MAIN-LIKE 1-like
Exons: 2
Coding region: 1-810 (269 amino acids)
Source: RefSeq, a predicted model, not a curated record
AUGGUUAAAACUAGAGAUGCAUAUCAUGGUGAGGCUUCAUCCUUUCGUGGUGAGCCAUCAUCUUCAUCACGUGAUGAAAGAAGACGACCUAUGACAUCUGCUCAUAGAAGACGAGUAGAAGAAUAUCACGUGGACGUUAUUGAUGAACAUGAUUAUGAGGAGCAAGAAGAGUUAUUACAACAUGGACAUGGUCAGGAUGAUUACGUUGAAGAGGAGGAUAUUCAGCAGCAGCAUGACUGUAGUCAAGAAGAACAUGAAGCUGAAGGUGAAGAUGAAGAUGAAGAUGAAGAUGAAGCUGAAGAUGGUGGAUUCCCAGGAGGUCCACAUGACACCUCCUUACUUACUCACUAUACCCAGCAUGUUGCAUUUGCCAUAUGGAAAGGCCGGGAUCGAAGGAGGAUAAAGGUUGUCACCCAUGGCAAAAAGUUGAAGCAUUUUGGAAUGUAUCAUGAAGCCAUUGAGCCUUAUAUCUCCAUGUCGGGGUUGGGUUGUUUAGUGAACCUCUCAUACGAGUAUGCCGAUCAUGGAUUGAUCGUUGCCCUUUCGGAGAGGUGGCACGUAGAGACUAAUACUUUCCACCUACCGAUAGGUGAGAUGAGUGUCACAUUAGAUGACGUUAUGAAUUUGCUCCACCUACCCAUCAUGGGACAAUUUUGUGAGGUUGAGGAGUUAGAGUAUGAUGAGGCUCGAUCUCAUAUCAUAGAGCUGCUUGGCGUGGACCACGCUAAAGCUUCAGCUGAGAUGAAACAGUCACGUGGUCCAAAAGUUAGGCUCAGCUGGCUACGCGAGGUCUACCAGGAGUGCAUCUAG